CUUUCACAGACACCCUUUUCUUGCUUUGAACAUCCAGAUUUAUUCGAAAUAGAGAAAGGUCUAAUACCAAUAUACUUCUUUCACGGUUGAGAUGUCGACCAAUAUCCGAUCGGAUCGAUUGGCCAAAUACCUGGCAGCUGUUCUGCGUGAAAACCAGGAGAUUCGGGACCUCAGCGACUUCAAGAGGUUCAUAGAUGCCAUACUGAACACAAAGGAGCCUUGCGGGGCUGUGGAGCGAUUGGUUAGCAAUGAGAAUGCCCUAAGUGCUCUCCGACAUGGCUUGAGGUUCGACAUCACACCGGCCUUCAUCAAUAAGUAUACAUCCAAGUUCCUUAACUUUUUGCGAAAGCCCGAAAUCAAGCUCCUAUGCAAUGGUAUUUUUCUGGAACGGAUUCUUGUUAUCAUUGUGGAACCCCGGACACUCUGGAAAUCGCUUCUAGAUGCCUUCUUCACCCGAAAACUGGAUGAUGAUGCAACCCACGUCUUCUGUUGGUUGACUACAGAAGUUUUAUCGUUGCCAGCCUCUUCUGGAGUAGAUAUCACGACUGAUGCCCAGGCUAUGCUGAGUGAUGGGUAUCUUGAAUCGUCGUCAUCGGCUUUACUACGCAAUCUGGGACAUAAGAUCAAGUAUCUCCUCGACAUGAGAUCUUCCGCAUCCACUCUGCUCACAACCGAAGACACAGUCGGCGGCCGCCACGAUAAUGAUUUUGCUGACUUCCGCCUAAUCGCAAUUCUUCCCACCACGGAUGAAUUAAGUUGUGCCGAGAAACCAUUCUAUCGACGCGUGGAGGAGAUCGCACAACUCUCCGGGGUCCAACGCAUCGCGGCGCAUGCGGACAACCAAUUCCGACUCUUACGCGAAGACAUGCUGUCUGCGCUGCGAGAGGAUAUUCAUGUUGCAACGAGCACGAAGAAAAAACGACGAACGGCGCUGCGGCUGCGGGGGCUAUCGCUGGCUAACAUCUCCUGCGUCUCGGCCGAUUUAAGAUACAUCCGCCCUUGCACUAUUGGCAUCACUGCAAAGUCAGGCCUGGAAAAGCUGAACACUCUUUCCCGAGCGGAAGCUAAAGGGUUUCUCAAGAAUACUCCGCAGUAUGUCAAACACCGCGCUUUGGGCUGUUUUGUACGGAACACGGAAAUUGUGGCAUUUGCUACAAUCGAACGGAACCUCGAUGAUUUGUUAGCCGUGCCACCGGUCGUCAAGCUACGGGCAGCCGGCAGGGAAGCAAUGCGAAAGACUCUGCUCUUUCUGAAACUCUACGAUGAUGUCGAGUUCCUGGUGGUUGAUACAGCGACUUUCGCUUACGAGCCAAUUCUGAAAUGUCUGCAGGAGAGAGUUGAAUUCCCUUUCACGGAAGAGUUGUUUCUCUAUGAAAGAGGCCAGCCCCUCAAGGAUUCUGCCUUGGCACCUCAGAGUGUGAUUAGCGAGUUGCGGAAGAACGACCGACCCCGUCUUCAAGCUACUUUGAAGACAACCAAGCAAGUAACACUAGACCCGUUUCAACGCGACUCCCUACUCGCAGGACUGACACAAAGGGUCAGUUUGAUUCAAGGGCCUCCAGGUACUGGGAAGUCGUUUAUAGGGGCACUUCUGGCCAAAGUUCUUCAUGACUUUACCGAUGAUAAGAUCUUAGUGAUGUGCUACACAAACCACGCCUUGGACCAAUUUCUGGAAGAUCUGCUGGAUAUAGGCAUUGAAGCAUCCGACAUCGUCCGAUUAGGAUCCAAGUCAACACCAAGAACGGAGCCCCUGAGCCUCAAAGAGCAGAAGCUUACCAGGAAAAGACCCAAUUCUGCCUGGAAUACCAUUAACGCACUCAAUGACCAGGCUCAGGACCAGCGAGACAACAUUAUGAGCUCAUUCGCAGCGUACCAAGAGCUGUCAGCAAAUCCUUUGGCGAUUCUGGACUACCUGGAAUUUGAAGAGCCCGACUACUUCGAAGCCUUCACUGUACCCGAAGACGAAGACGGAAUGAGCGUGGUAGACAAACAAGGGAAAACAAUUAAGAAGGGCUAUCUCUACGAGCGUUGGACCAGAGGCCAGUCACCAGACCCUGUGGCUGAGUCCCUUCCAGCUAGAAGCUGCACUAUCUGGGCUUUGGAUCAGAAAUUCCGUGACGAGAAAGUACAAGCGUGGAAACGGGCUCUGCUGAAUGAACAAGCUGAAUCUCUUGCAGUCCAGAUGGACUUACUGGACGAUUGUCACGCAAGGUUAACUGCGAUCUUAGGGGAGAAAACCCGGGAGAUCCUCAAGAAAAAAAAGAUCAUUGGAUGCACCACAACGGCCGCGGCUAUGUAUGCUGACGAUCUUAAGCAUAUAUCACCCGGCAUCGUGCUGUUAGAGGAAGCAGGAGAGAUUCUUGAGUCUCAUGUUCUCACUGCAUUAUCUCCGGAUACGAAGCAUUUGAUACUGAUUGGCGAUCACUUGCAACUCCGGCCCAAGAUCAAUAGCUAUGCUCUGAGCAAGGAAAUAGGGGACGGAUAUGACCUCAACGUGUCUCUGUUCGAAAGAUUAAUUCAUACGGGAUAUCCACAUAUCACCCUGCAGAAGCAACAUCGAAUGUGUCCAGAGAUCUCCGAUCUUGUACGGUCACUUACUUAUCCUCAGUUACAAGACGACGAGAAAACCAAGACCCGUCCUAAGCCUCGUGGCUUGACUGACCGCGUGAUUUUCAUCAAUCAUCAGAACCCCGAACACAGUUUUUCAGCAAUCUCCGACCGACGAGACGAAGAAGCUAAGCAGUCUAAACAGAAUGCAUUUGAAGCGGAAAUCGUGCUGGCGAUCGUGAAAUACUUGGGCCAACAAGGAUAUGGAACGGACAAGCUCGUGGUCCUCACGCCAUAUUUGGGCCAACUCUCGCUCCUGCGACAGACUUUGAGCAAACAAAAUGAUCCAGUACUGAAUGAUCUUGACUCUCACGAUCUUGUAGAGGCUGGCCUCUUGUCACAGGCGAGUGCUGAUUAUUCCAAGCAACCGAUCAAGCUAUCGACGAUUGACAACUAUCAAGGCGAGGAAAGUGACAUUGUGAUCGCGUCACUCACGCGAAGUAACAGAAAUGGUGAUGUAGGAUUCAUGGCUGCUCCCGAACGACUUAACGUGCUUCUCUCCCGUGCCCGCAAUAUACUUAUCAUGGUGGGCAACUUGGAAACAUUUGCCUCCAGCCGCAAAGGCCAAACGUAUUGGAAGCCCCUCUUUGAUCGACUCAAGACCAAUGGGCAUAUCUAUGACGGACUGCCGAUCAAAUGUGAACAGCACCCUGGCACGACCGCCAUACUGAGCACAAAAGAAGACUUCGAGCGAGAAGCGCCAAAUGGUGGAUGCUCAGCCCCUUGUGGUGCCAAGCUAAGCUGCGGGAUACAUGAAUGCCCAUCCAAGUGCCAUAAGCUCGCAGAUCACUCCAAGAAGGUGUGCAAGAAGAUGGUCCAUAGAGACUGUCCCCGUGGACAUAAGUUGGUAUUGCCGUGCUCGACGAGUCAGACCUCAUGUCGCUCUUGUGCCCACGAAGAUAAGAUACAGAAGCAGAAGCAUGAUCAAGAUAUGAGACUCGAGGCAGAGCGAAAAAGAAGCCAAGCUUUAUACGCCCAGAAGCUCGCCGACCUACAGAGUGAAGCUUCACAUCUGAGACGCCUGAAUAGUGAUAAGUCAGUCGAGUCAGAGCGAGCAAGAGUCCUUGAGCAGUAUAGCCAAGAAAUCAAAGAGUUGCGAAGCUCCCAGUGCUCAAUAGAAAGCACACCCAGCACUCAAAGGGCUCAGGAAACAGUCUCGGGACUGAGUGAACCGCGGCCAAGGUCCCUUGAACCCCCAGCUGUCGGGAAUCUGGGAAGCCGAUCUAUGACUUCCCGUAACGAGCCCCGGGUAGAACCCCGCAGCCAGGAGGGUAUGCCUGAGCAGCCUGUCUCAAAGGCAAGGGAUGAUUGGGAAUACCAAAAAUCAUACUACAACUCUCAAAGCCCGGAAAUCGAUACUUUGAUGGAUAUGGUUGGUUUGGAGGCAGUGAAAUCGAAGUUCUUGACGAUCAAAGCCAAAGUUGAUAUCGCCGUCAGGCAGGAUGUCGAUCUGAGCCAUGAGAGAUUCGGUAGCAUCCUUGUCGGGAACCCUGGAACUGGCAAAACGACAGUUGCCCGACUUUACGCAAAAUUUCUGGCGGCGGUGGGUAUCAUACCCGGACACAAAGUGAUCGAGACAACCGGGUCGAGGCUUUCAAAUGAAGGCGUCCCCCAAUGUCAGAAGAUGGUUGAGCAACUACUCAAGGAUGGCGGAGGGGUGAUUUUCAUCGACGAAGCCUAUCAGAUGGUACAAGGAAACAAUUUUGGCGGCAGUCAGGUACUUGAUUUCCUCUUAGCUGAAGUCGAGAAUCUCACUGGCAAGAUUGUGUUCGUUCUAGCUGGAUAUCAACGCCCGAUGGAGAAAUUUCUUGCUCACAACCCUGGACUUCCCAGCCGUUUCCCUCUUGAGCUCAAAUUCGAUGAUUUUGACGAAGCUGAACUCCUCAUGAUCGUCAGAGCUUGGAUCGAAAGGAAGUGGAAAAGGCAGAUGGAAGUCGAUGGUGGGCUGGAUGGUCUUUACUGUCGUAUUGUGGCCCGGCGCAUCGCGCGCGGACGGUGUCAAGAGGGUUUCGCUAAUGCGAGGGCUGUUGAAAAUGCCAUGGCAAAAAUCACUGAGCGACAAACUGAGCGACUGAUGAAGCAAAAGCGGCAAGGAGGCUCGCCUGUAAAUGAGCUUUUUCUUGACAAGGAGGACAUGAUCGGCCCAGAACCUUCUCAACGUCUCAAAUCAUCGAAAGCGUGGCAAAAGCUGCAAGGUAUGAUUGGGUUAGCCGAGGUCAAAAAGACGGUUGAAAGCCUGAUAGACACCAUCCAAUACAACUACCGUCGAGAGCUAGAUGAGCUCGCUGUGGUUGGCUACAAUCUCAACAAGGUCUUCCUCGGUAACCCUGGAACUGGGAAAACCUCGGUUGCAAGGAUCUACGGUCAAAUUCUCGUGGAUAUAGGACUUUUGUCAAACGGAGAAGUUGUUGUGAAAAAUCCAUCCGACUUCAUUGGGGCCGUGAUGGGAGAGUCCGAGAAGAACACAAAGGGCAUCCUCGCAGCUACCUUGGGAAAGGUCCUAGUCAUAGACGAAGCAUAUGGUCUCUCAACCAGUGGCAGUUCUGAUGGUGCAGGGGCCCGAUCUGACCCAUAUAGAAGCGCCGUUAUUGAUACCAUAGUGGCUGAAGUCCAGAGCGCCCCCGGGGACAAUCAAUGUGUUCUACUACUGGGGUAUAAAGAUCAGAUGGAGCAGAUGUUUCAAGCUGUCAAUCCAGGUCUCAGUCGGCGUUUUCCAAUUGACCAGGCCUUCAUCUUUGAAGAUUUUAGCGCACAGGAGCUGGGUCUCAUCCUGGACCUGAAACUGAGUGAACAGGGGUACAGCAUCACUGACCAGGCUCGCCAGGUGGCUUUGGAAAUGCUAGAGCGAGCUCGGAAUCGACCCCACUUUGGUAAUGCUGGAGAAAUCGACAUUCUGCUCAACAUUGCAAAAUUGCAUCAUCAGGGGCGCAUCUCGUCGAAUGGACUUGGCAGUCGCGCGCUUGAUUCCGUCUUAGAUGCGGUCGACUUUGAUGAGAAUUUUGAUCGCGUUGAAAAGGGCGAAUUCAAUAUGAAAAAGCUUUUUGAAGGGGUGGUAGGCUGUGAAAGCAUAAUAUCCACACUUGAAGGAUACCAGAAUAUGGUCAAGCGCCUCAGAGAGCUACACAUGGAUCCCCGUGAGCAGGUGCCGUUUAACUUCGUGUUUCGAGGGCCCCCAGGGACCGGCAAAACAAGCACAGCCAGAAAAAUGGGGCAGGUGUACUACAAUAUGGGUCUCCUGUCCUCGGUUGAGGUCAUAGAAGCGUCUGCUACAGACCUAGUAGGCCAAUUUGUUGGGCAAACCGGCCCGAAAACCCAGAAACUGCUGGAACGUGGUCUCGGAAAGGUUCUCUUCAUAGACGAAGCAUAUCGUCUUGCUGAGGGUCAUUUUGCCAAAGAGGCUAUGGAUGAGCUUGUUGACUGCAUCACAAAGCCCAGAUUUGCUAAGAAAGUGAUCAUCAUUCUGGCUGGCUAUGAUGCUGAUAUCAACCGCCUCAUGACCAUCAACACUGGUCUUACUAGUCGUUUCCCGGACUCUUUUCAGUUUAAAUCUCUUUCUCCCCAAGACUGCAUCGAAUUACUGAAUAAGCUUCUGAAGAAGCAAAAAGAAACAAUCUACAGUACUUCAGGAGUGAACUUCAACAUCAGUUGUCUUGAUGACUCAAGUUUCGAUUACCACAGGAGAUUGACCGACGGAUUCGACGCCUUGUCUCGAACUGCAAGCUGGGCUAAUGCCAGGGAUGUUGAGACACUGGCAAAAGCAAUCUUUGGAAAAACUAUAAAGACGUCACAGUCGCUCUGUGGAGCGGAGCUUGCAUUGAGCAGGGAUACAGUGACUGAGGAGCUUCAUGACAUGUUAGUUGAGCGUCGAAGUCGCGGGCAUCUCCUGACAGAAUCAUCUGCCGUUAGCCUCAAUCACAAGAAAAACCUACAAGUGUGCAUCGAAUCCCCGCAACCACAAAGUGAGGAAUCUCAAAGCCUGAAAUCGAACGUGAAAGCCAAUGAUCAAGCUUAUGCACCAGUGCAGAAGAGCAGCGAUCAACAGGGUCUCGGAUCAGGGCGUGAGGCCGGUGUAACAGAUGAGGAUUGGAUUCAACUAGAGAAAGAUAAGGUAGCUGCCAAACAAGAUGAGAAGGAUUAUCUGAGGAUGACAGAGGAGAUGGAGAAGCAGACAAAAGAACUGCUGAGUUUGAAGGAAAAAGAGACUCAGGCAGCCCGGGCAGUGGAAGAGGCAAGACAGCAACAGAAUGAAAGGCUGAGAGUGCGCUUUGAACAAGAACGAGUGCGAUGCAAAAUGGAACGCAGGAGGCAAGAAGCAAUUGCUAGGGAACUUGAGAUCAAGCGACAAACCUUAGCUGAAGCUCGCCGCAAGGACCAGGCUACUCAAGCGAAGCUACGGAGCAUGGGAGUUUGUGUCCAAGGCUACCGAUGGAUCAAACGUCCUGGCGGAUAUAAAUGUGAAGGAGGAGGCCACUUUGUGCCAAACAGCCAACUCGAAUGAGAGUAGACUAGGGAGUUUUUUUUCUUUUUUUUUUUUCUCUUAUAUCUGUGAUGACAUUAGCAGGCCCGCCUGUCGCCUUAGACAAUAUGCAAGGUACCACCAUUAGGUCUCCAAUUUACAUACACGAUG
Messenger RNA from Aspergillus homomorphus CBS 101889, 7234 nucleotides. Its product is annotated as P-loop containing nucleoside triphosphate hydrolase protein. Bases 92 to 7105 code for a protein of 2337 amino acids. The record is from RefSeq and is a predicted model, not a curated record. The transcript has 6 exons. Gene Ontology annotation, molecular function: ATP hydrolysis activity; helicase activity; ATP binding. NCBI's taxonomy places the organism in Eukaryota, Fungi, Ascomycota, Eurotiomycetes, Eurotiales, Aspergillaceae.